CCCCUUUCGAUCCUAUCCCAUCUCUUCUCUAGCAGUCCCUGCUCGAAGUUGCGGUUAGGGUUAGGGUUAGGGUUUCCAGCCGCCGCCACGAAAUCUCUCGGGGAAAGGGGCGGGGGGUCGCUCCUGGAUGAUUGAAUCGAGCUCUGAAGUGAUGUUUGUGAUAAUGCUGUAUAUAUCUGCUGAGGCGCAAAGUGCAUGUUCUACUACUUUUGGCUUUUAUUCUUGCCCCUUGAUAUCAUUCUCUGAAUGGUAGCUCCAUGCACCAGGAUUUGAAGCUUGCGAACAAUAAUUUCCAUAAAAAUCCAUGGCGCCGAUACGCCGUCAAAAAGAGCUGAAUUACCAAAUUGGAGAGGUUACUGCAUUUGGGCAUUCGGAUAGAAUUUUAGAAGGGACUAUGGAUAGUAACAAUGAGCGUUUCAAACAGAAUGUUAGCCAUUUGAGUGUGGGUUACAAUUGCAGUAUCGCCUCGUCUAACAGCAGUUUAGGGGUUGCUAGGACAUGCUUUGACGAACCCCUUGUCAUUGGUGAUGUAGAAAACUCAACUUCGUUAGGGACGAGUUCCUCCUAUUCCUUAAAAGAUGCGAGACAGCUACAAAUUGCAUAUUCUUCAAUGAAUGCUUGUUCUUCUAGUCCUGUGGAGGAGAGCGAAGCAAUGAGAAAGUGGAAAGAGAUAAAGCAAAAUGGUUUCCUCACACAUCCAAAUGGAGGCGUACCUAUGCCAGAGCCACAACAUGGAAAACGAUCUAAAAGGAGAAAUAGGGGAAUUGAUCAGAAGAGAAAAAUGGAAUUAAUAAAAGCAGAAGAGGACUAUACGAAAAUGGAAAUAGUAAAAGUGAAACAAUGCAAUAGGGAAAUGGAAACAGAAAAUAGGGGAAAGGACUGUUUGAAAAUGAAAAUAGAAAAUGGCGGACAGGAGAACAGGAGAAUAGAAACAGCAAAGGGGGAACAGGACAAAAUGUUAAAAAAUGCUCCUUCAAGUGGAUUGCUUUCCCAAAUUAGUACUGGGAUCAUCCGCCGUGUCAAAAAUUAUGAAGAAGUACAUGCCAUUUUGGAGGAAAUAGUGUGUCUGAACAAGCCUGAUAGGCAAAGAAAAAAUGAAUCCGUUAAUACUGGAGAAAGUGGAGUUUAAGGAAACUUCCUGCUGAAGAAGUUGUCGGAAUCAACUUUUAGUAUCUAAAUGGGGCAUCUUUUCCUCCAUUUUGUUAAUAGAGAGGAAAGAGAAUCAUAUCUUAAAACUCUGGAGGGAGGUCUUAUACUGAAGGUGUUCACAGUUAAAAGCUGCUUCUCUAAGUAAUAAAACAUUUCCAUGGAUUUUGAUGAUAUCUUCAUGACCCAUAUAUGUGAGCUCAGUUUAUUGAUUGAUCUAAGUAGACCACUUAUAUACCUCCAGACUUGGAGCAGAGAGUCACAUAUAUAGAGAAGGCUUAGCCAUGUUUGUUGGGCCAUGAUGGUACCGUCUAUGGUUACUUCGUCAGAUACUUCUGCUGAGGCAUGUGAUGGUGCCUCCAAGGAGCACAAAACAUUUUAUCUGAAUUUACAAAAGGUGAUCAGAUCCAGAAAACAGGAUAGUUUAGCAUAUGCAGGAAAGCUCAAGCAUACCAGAGAGGAUAUUAUUUUGGACAGAAAACUUUAGCUUAUACCUGGGUGUUUGCGAUUUUCAUACACCAAGUUCAGCGGUUGGUAUUAAGUGUCAAUGAAGAAGGACAUCAAAGGAGUCUUUCAACGCUUUGGUGCAGCAAGAGGAGUAAGCAGGAUGACUUUCAGCUGUCUCAUUUAGCUUCCAGAGGUGCUUCUGUGUAGAAACUGGCUGAACAUUUCUGUUUUGGAUGGAUAUCUCUAUAAGCUCUCUACAAUGCCCUAUGCGCAGAUGAGAGACUCUUUCUUCAGCAGUGCAGGAUUUUUAAAUACUUUGUACUGGGAAUAUAGACUAAGAGAUGUCAAGGAGAUGCAACUUCAGGUGAUUGCCUCUGUGGCCUUCUUUCAAGAAUGGCUUUUAAUUCAUCUGCAUUCAACUGAUCAUGCUGGAGUUGAAGGGCAGUAUCACUGGCUACAGCAAAUUGUUAUUAUUGCCUGUUUCAUUGCUACAGUUAUCGGUAUUGGACUACCGAAGAGUUUUAUAGUGAGCUUUGUGAGAUCAGUGAGCAUUGCUUUCCAGGGGGUCUGGUUCAUUGUGAUGGCGUUUGCUUUGUGGUCACCGGGGCUUAUUCCAAAAGGCUGCUUCUUGAAGCUUGAAGACGGGAGAGAUGUUGUCAGGUGUAAGGAUGAGGCGUCCCUCGAGAGAGCAAAGGCUUUGGCUAAUUUGGAGUUCAGUUGGAUUUUGGCUUUGAUGGUGGUUUUUUCCGUGGUUUUUUACCUGGUUUUGUUCAAGUGUUAUGAUGUUGAGGGGCAUGUGUAUGUUGGUUUGGGCAAGGAGGAUGAGGACUUGGAAUCUCAGAGGAAGUUUGGUGACGGGGUGUUGAAAUGUUAACGAGAAAUAAUACAUAAAAUUCAUGUUGUAUAUGAUAUUUGCUUGUGAUUGAA
This is a messenger RNA of Asparagus officinalis (garden asparagus), 2520 nucleotides long. RefSeq lists its product as uncharacterized. The transcript has 5 exons. NCBI's taxonomy places the organism in Eukaryota, Viridiplantae, Streptophyta, Magnoliopsida, Asparagales, Asparagaceae. The record is from RefSeq and is a predicted model, not a curated record. Bases 1853 to 2467 code for a protein of 204 amino acids.